GGGUCGGCAAGAUCUUCUGAAGGCUCAACAUUUAUUUUGCCUUUGUGUCUUGCCAUUCCUCUGAAGAACAGAAGCCACUUGUAAAACCCUACCCUUCGCCUUGCAUUCUAUGAGAUUACAGCAAAAUGGAUAUACCAAAUCCCCCGACUUCCAAAUGUAUCACUUACUGGAAGAGGAAAGUUAAGUCUGAAUACAUGCGACUUCGGCAGCUUAAACGGCUUCAGGCGAAUAUGGGUGCAAAGGCUCUCUAUGUAGCAAAUUUUGCAAAAGUUCAAGAAAAAACCCAGAUCCUCAAUGAAGAAUGGAAGAAGCUUCGUGUCCAACCUGUUCAGUUAAUGAAGCCUGUGAGUGGGCAUCCUUUUCUCAAAAAGUGUACCAUAGAGAGCAUUUUCCCGGGAUUUGCAAGCCAGCACAUGUUAAUGAGGUCUCUGAACACAGUUGCCUUGGUUCCCAUCAUGUACUCGUGGUCCCCUCUCCAGCAGAACUUCAUGGUGGAAGAUGAGACAGUUUUGUGCAAUAUCCCCUACAUGGGAGAUGAGGUGAAAGAGGAAGAUGAGACUUUCAUUGAGGAGCUGAUCAAUAACUACGAUGGCAAAGUCCACGGUGAAGAAGAGAUGAUUCCUGGCUCUGUCCUGAUCAGUGAUGCUGUUUUCCUGGAGUUGGUAGAUGCUCUGAAUCAAUACUCGGAUGAAGAUGAAGAAGGGCACAAUGACACCUCAGAUGGAAAGCAAGAUGACAGCAAAGAGGAUCUGCCAGUAACAAGAAAGAGAAAACGACAUGCUAUUGAAGGCAGCAAAAAGAGUUCCAAGAAACAGUUCCCAAACGACAUGAUCUUCAGUGCGAUCGCCUCGAUGUUCCCUGAGAACGGUGUCCCAGACGACAUGAAGGAGAGGUACCGAGAGCUCACAGAGAUGUCAGACCCCAAUGCGCUCCCCCCACAGUGCACACCCAACAUCGACGGCCCCAACGCCAAGUCUGUGCAGCGGGAGCAGUCUCUGCACUCCUUCCACACACUCUUCUGCCGGCGCUGCUUCAAAUAUGACUGCUUCCUUCACCCUUUCCAUGCCACCCCUAACGUGUAUAAACGCAAGAACAAAGAAAUCAAGAUUGAGCCAGAACCGUGUGGCACAGACUGCUUCCUUCUGCUGGAAGGAGCAAAGGAGUAUGCCAUGCUGCACAACCCUCGCUCCAAGUGCUCCGGGCGUCGCCGGCGAAGGCACCACGUGGUCAAUGCUUCCUGCUCGAACACUUCAGCCUCUGCUGUGGCUGAGACCAAAGAAGGGGACAGUGACAGGGACACUGGCAAUGACUGGGCCUCCAGUUCUUCAGAGGCGAACUCUCGCUGUCAGACGCCCACGAAACAGAAGGCGAGUCCAGCCCCACCUCAGCUCUGUGUAGUGGAAGCACCCUUAGAGCCUGUGGAGUGGACUGGGGCUGAAGAAUCUCUUUUUCGAGUCUUUCAUGGCACCUACUUCAACAACUUCUGUUCAAUAGCCAGACUUCUGGGGACUAAGACGUGCAAGCAGGUCUUCCAGUUUGCAGUCAAAGAGUCACUUAUCCUGAAGCUGCCCACAGAUGAGCUUAUGAACCCCUCGCAGAAGAAGAAGAGAAAGCACAGGUUGUGGGCUGCACACUGCCGGAAAAUUCAGCUGAAGAAAGAUAACUCCUCCACCCAGGUGUACAACUACCAGCCCUGCGACCACCCGGACCGCCCCUGUGACAGCACCUGCCCCUGCAUCAUGACUCAGAAUUUCUGUGAGAAGUUCUGCCAGUGCAACCCCGACUGUCAGAAUCGCUUUCCCGGCUGUCGCUGUAAGACCCAGUGCAAUACCAAGCAGUGCCCGUGCUACCUGGCAGUGCGGGAGUGCGACCCCGACCUGUGUCUCACCUGUGGGGCCUCGGAGCACUGGGACUGCAAGGUGGUUUCCUGUAAGAACUGCAGCAUUCAGCGUGGCCUCAAAAAGCACCUGCUGCUGGCCCCCUCAGAUGUGGCCGGAUGGGGCACCUUCAUUAAGGAGUCUGUGCAGAAGAAUGAAUUCAUUUCUGAAUACUGUGGUGAGCUCAUCUCUCAGGAUGAGGCCGAUCGACGAGGGAAGGUCUAUGACAAGUACAUGUCCAGCUUCCUCUUCAACCUCAACAAUGAUUUUGUAGUGGAUGCUACCCGGAAAGGCAACAAAAUUCGAUUUGCAAACCAUUCGGUGAACCCCAACUGUUAUGCCAAAGUGGUCAUGGUGAAUGGGGAUCAUCGAAUUGGGAUCUUUGCCAAGAGGGCAAUUCAAGCUGGCGAAGAGCUCUUCUUUGAUUACAGGUACAGCCAAGCUGAUGCCCUCAAGUACGUGGGGAUCGAGCGGGAGACGGAUGUCCUUUAGGCCUCGUGGGCCCCUCGCCAGCGCCUUGGUCGCGGCACUGUCCUGCUUUCAUGCACACACCACUGCUGCUCGAGUUUCCUGCACUAAGUGUCUCCUACACCGAGAAACCCCCCACCCGCUCCCUCUGUAGUGAGGCUUCACCUGUGUCCAGCGGGGACAGAACUUUCUCAGCUAGAGGGGAGACACAGGCGGCUAGGGCUUGGGCUCCCAGGAGAGAGAGUUGCCCCAGUGGGAGACUGCGUCUCAGGCCUUGGAGGAAGAGAGCACAGGCUGGGGGCGGGUGACGUUUGCUUGAGUUCUUAAUGGCUCCCCAGGCUGUGGGCCUCAGGAGUCACCUUGGACGGUUCCUAACAAGCAUUAGCCUAACUUUCCAAAUCAAGGAUCCUUCCUGUAGUUGGGUCACCAGCAGAUCUCUCUGUGGUCCUGAGACCAGGAGAGGACAGGUUCAGUGAAGUUUGGUACCCGGAGCUUAUGAGUGAUCAGGGUUAAAGAUGAGCCUGGCGGGCAGAGCAGACUGAAUUCAGAGGGGAGAUGGGGCACCUGACUACUACCUCUUUCCCCCUGACAUGCUUCAAACUGAAAGAGUGUGGGUUCUAAGAAAAGCUCUUCAAGGCUGGGAGAAAGAAAGCUGAGUGCCAUCCAUCCUUCUGUAGACAGUGAGAACCAGCCCGACGACAAUAAUAAACUGCUAAGCUUAGGACCCAGCAGGCUUUGGGGCACCCUCUGUGUGUACUCUGGAGACGAAUGGGUAUGUUUUCAGAUUCCCGGGAGCAGAUACAAGUGCCCUGUCAACCCCUUCCAAAGUUCUGAUUUGGCAACGACAGAUGGGCAUUACACUGCUGCUGAAGAACUGGAGGGGUGGUGCAACCUGGGUGUGACGCUCUUGUUCCCUGCAGAUGUAGCUGUUUUUAGGCCUUUCGUUUCCCUUAGAGGCUGGGCCUAUGGGGCCGCUCUUGGUCCUGUCUUCCAGGUAGUGGGGUACAGGCCUGGACUAGAGAAGUGGAAGUUUGUUGGUGGAUCACUUUCCUGCCUGGAGUCCCUGCUGUUGGAAAGGAUGAGUUGACACUAUGUGUUUGGAGGUGGGCGAGGAGCUCCCAGGUUGUGCAUGUUUAGGAUGGCACCAUACAGGCAGACUGGCAGAGGGUAUUUAAAUGUCAAGAAGAAGCAGGCCAGCCACCUGUGCCAGUUCGUAGUGACAUUCUCUCUGGGAUUCAUGGAAGCACUUUAUUUCCUUUAGAAGGUCUGGAGAUUGAGGUGGAGUUUGAGCUAAGGUCUCGGGGGUCCCUGCCCGAAUCUCUUUCCUGAGGGAGCGGGGAAGAGGUGGUGGAAGAUUCUCCUCCAGUUCUAUCUCAUGUCCUGGUGGAGGCAGAAGGAGCUGCCUUGAAACAGCAGAAUUGAAUGAAAAUGGUACCAGCCCUAAGAACCACCCCUGUGUCUAUGGCUGGUGCUGAGCUGCAGGGAAUAAGGAGCUUUGUGUUAGAGAAAGAGAAAUGAGCAGGUACAGACUAGCCUAGGGUGUAUUAGAUAAGGGAGCCAGCUUCUCCCUUCUCUGUGGGGAAUCAGAGCCUGUCUUCCCUGGUCUGUGCGGACCACCCCCUUCCUCUGACCCCAUUGGCUGUCCCAGUGAAGCAAGGAGUAGGGUUCCCUCUGGCCAAACUGUCACCUAGGGAUUUCUGUGGGACAUGCGUGUGCACACGCAUACACACACACACACACACUCACUCACAUACCCUCACUCACCACACUAGUGGGCACACAGGCACUCAGCACUGAGCACACGCCCAGCCAGUUCCUGACAGAAGCCUCUUCCCACCCGACGGGGCCAGCCCCUGCCAUGCUUCUGAAAUCUACAUCUGCUGUGGUUUGUAUGCAUUGUGUAUAGGGGACACCCUCUAGCUGGACUGUGGGCUCCAAAUUACUCAUAAAUUAUAGAGAAAAACCAGAGACAGAGGAAGGAAGGUUAGGACUGUUUGAAAUGCAGUCUGGGGCUUGCUACGAGGAGUAGAUGGGGAUAAAUUGACAUCCAGCCUUUGAAAGGCUAGACUGACCCUAUCCUUCCCUCGGCGUGCAGAAUCACUGUGGUUGACCCCGCCUUCCCCUGUGUCAUACCACUACCAGCUGCUGUUGCUCCAGCAUUCCCAUCCUCUCCCCUGAUCUCCCCCACCUUUAAAUGACGGGUCUUAACCCCUCCCCCAAGACAAGUAAUGAUGGAUGGAGUGAGGUGGUGGGGAUGGCGGGGGAGGCUGGUAUAUGUGCGGCUCUGUUGCCAGUGAAUUUCACGCACUUUAAAGUCCUGUGGCUUGUGACCUCUUAUCUGAAUAAAGUGGUA
Molecule: messenger RNA, 4698 nt
Organism: Budorcas taxicolor (takin)
Lineage: Eukaryota; Metazoa; Chordata; Mammalia; Artiodactyla; Bovidae
Gene: EZH1
Product: enhancer of zeste 1 polycomb repressive complex 2 subunit
Exons: 21
Coding region: 126-2369 (747 amino acids)
Biological process (GO): chromatin remodeling
Molecular function (GO): protein binding; histone H3K27 methyltransferase activity
Source: RefSeq, a predicted model, not a curated record